Rhineura floridana is the source of this 2822-nucleotide messenger RNA. It is a transcript of the gene PGRMC1, whose product is annotated as progesterone receptor membrane component 1. The coding region runs from base 144 to 752 and encodes 202 amino acids. Lineage: Eukaryota; Metazoa; Chordata; Lepidosauria; Squamata; Rhineuridae. The record is from RefSeq and is a predicted model, not a curated record. The transcript is spliced from 3 exons. Gene Ontology annotation, cellular component: membrane; endomembrane system.
CCGGCUCGGCUCCUCCUCCUCCUCCUCCUCCCACUUUUUCCUUGUUUCGGCUGGCCUGCUGGAAUUUUGACCCGUUUCUUUCCCGACCAGGGAUCGCACAAGAGAGCCCUUUUCUGCUAGCAGCGGCGAGAGCAAAGACAGCCAUGGCUCAGGAGGACGCGGCGGCGGAAGCAGCAGCAGCAGCAGCCGGGGGCAGCCCCGAGAGCGCGGAAGCCGGCAGCCCGGGUCUGCUGCUGGAGAUCGUGAGCUCUCCGCUCAACCUGAGCCUGUUGGGCCUCUGCCUCUUUCUCCUCUACCAGAUAGUCCGGGGGGAUCGGCCCCGGGCCCAGCCCGACGGCGAGGAGGAGGAGCCGCCGCCGCCCAAGCUCAAGCGCCGCGACUUCACGCUUGCCGAACUGCGCCCCUUCGACGGCAUCCAGAACCCGCGCAUCCUCAUGGCCAUCAACGGGAAGGUCUUCGACGUCAGCCGCGGCAGAAAGUUCUACGGGCCCGAGGGCCCUUAUGGGAUUUUUGCUGGAAGGGAUGCAUCCAGAGGCCUUGCCACCUUCUGUCUGGAUAAAGAGGCUCUGAAGGAUGAAGAUGAUGACAUUUCUGAUCUUGAUGCCACACAGAGAGAGACCUUGAGCGACUGGGAACAACAAUUCACAUUUAAAUACCACUACGUAGGCAAGCUGUUGAAGGAUGGAGAAGAGCCCACUGUAUAUUCAGAUGAAGAAGAAACAAAAGAUGCUAAGGAUCGCAAGAACGAUUAGCAAACACAGUGGAGAACUUGAAAUUGUUAGGGGGGGUUUUAUAUAUGAAAAAUGAAAGGCUGUUUUCUCACAUUCCAGUUCCAUUUUACCAGUUUAAACAUCAGCUCUGAUUUUAGAAAUAGAAAGAAAAUUAACUAUAAUUAAAUACAUUUUAAACUGUAUUUGUAAUAUUGCCAAGUCAACCCUGAGCUUCUUAAAUCAAAGUUUCAUAAUCCAAUUUGCAAUGAAGCUACAACAGAACCCCAGAUCUUUGGUAAGCAAAGGGUGCAGUCACCCAAGCCUUGACCCUGUGCAGUUUCCAUUCAUUUAACAGUGCUUCCCAAAUGGCAGCAUACAAGUCCUGUUUGAGGGAUGUUGCACAGCAGUGGUGCUUGGUAGAUGGUGCCCAGUGAACAACAGGUAUAUGCUAAGACAGGAGUUUUCUCCCCUCCUUCUAUUCGAUAGGAAUUGAUGGGGAUAAAAAAAAAGUUUUCAUUUAAGUAUCCUGGACAAUUGCCAUCUACUCCUCCAUCACAACCCAUAUUUGAGCACCUCUGAAAUAAAUGAUGUCUACUGCAAGUUGCGUCUUUGGCAGUCUGUGUGGUUCACUUAGAAUCCAGAUCAUUGUGGUAGGGACUAUAAGGUUUAUUCAUCAUGUAUUAUACAAAUAUGGUGUUGCAAUUUUUAAAAUAUUUCUUUUAAAAGAUUCGAAAUAGACAUUUGCACCCAAGACUACAACAGAGGUGGCAAACUAGAUUGAUUAAAAAAAACCCUAUUCUGCUUGAAGAAGUUAAAUACUUGCUGUCAUUCAGAGCCACGUAAUCUAACCUGGCGCUUACUUCAUUUAUUUUUUAACAUAAACCUUCCAACUGGUGUAUGACCAGUGUGGAGUGAACAGCUAAAACACCCUAUGUGUGACUUGGGUAUACUUGGAGAAGCCCCAUGGAAUUCAGUAGUUUUACAUGUAGAUAAAUGUGCAAAAUCUUCCAGCCAUAAAAGCCAGUUUGCUAAAGUUAACCCUUAAAUGGUCUCUCACAUUCACAAGCUCCUCUUAGAAGUGACACUUGAAGGCAGAUUACAAGGAGGUUUGCUUGUCAGUAGCUUGAAGCUCAUAAUAGCUGAGGAAAGUCUCAAAGCAGGAGGCUGCUAGGCUUAAGCACAACACGUGCCUGUGCUAGAUCAGACAACUUGCAUCAGAUUUCAUUAGAAUGGUCUGGAGCAAGCUGGAUCAAUGCACACUGGACCAACAAAGAUCCACCAAGACAGCAUCUAACAAACUGUGUGGCAGGGCAAGUGAAGCAAUAGCUUCAAGAGUUGCAGAAGGAGUAAUGUUUUCCUUGCUGACAACUGGUUAGGCAGCGGAACAAGUUUCUGUAUGUUGUGGAGCCUGGAUAGCCAUAGUUAAUAUAUGGUUUAAAAUUUGGGUCAGUGGAGCCUGUACUGUGAAGUUCCUUGGAAGCUCACCAAUAGACCAUGAUGACAAGAAAUGUUUAAGGAGACAAGCUUCAACCAAGAUAGCUUGUUCGUCAUUACUGUACACCUGCAUGGCACUGUUAAUUCAUGUGAUGCCCAUCAGGCCUAACCAGUGCUUCAUGUGAGGUGAAUGUACCAUAGAACUUUUGCAACAUCAGAACGUAAAUGAAGUUGGGAAUGGUUCUACCAAGGGUAAGUGGCUUGAACCACACAUCUAUUUAAAGAAUUCUAACAAUGGAGAUGGUAUUAAGGUUGCUGUACCAAUAUGGUUAUUUUUUUACAUCUUAGUGAAUCCUCUCUUCUGUUCCCCACCUCUUUACACAAAGCAGUAAGUGGACUAUCUUUGAAUCUCCAGUAUCAAAAACACAAAGUGGAAUUUGAUUAUUCCCAGACAUUAAUACAAUAUUUUGCUGUGGAGAGUGUUUUACUUGUUGGUAACACUAAGCCUUAAAUAGUUGGCUGAAGUGUUAUGACCUACCUCUGGUAAUUUUAGGCUAAUUCAUAGUAAGCUAAAUGAUCUUUAAUGUUGCUGCUGUAUCUUGUUUUUUCAAUUCAGAAACAAGAAAUGUGUACUUGGUUUUUAAAAAGGCAAAAAAUAAAAUCUUCCUAGAAAGGUUA